Staurois parvus is the source of this 2239-nucleotide messenger RNA. NCBI's taxonomy places the organism in Eukaryota, Metazoa, Chordata, Amphibia, Anura, Ranidae. The record is from the annotation of a GenBank genome assembly.
CAGGAAUGGAUGCUUUCGCUGUGUUAUUUUAAUCCCAAAAACAUUGAGGAACAGAAGAUCACAGAAAUGGUUUAUGCCAUCUUUCGCAUCCUUCUUUAUCAUGCUGUGAAAUAUGAAUGGGGUGGAUGGCGCGUUUGGGUGGAUACAAUCUCAAUCACACAUUCAAAGGUCACUUUUGAAAUGCAUAAGGAGAGCUUGGCUCAGGCAUUCAGAGACUAUGAAGGUGAACUUGAUGGUGAAAUAGGACCCGGACCCUCAAGCCCAAUACGCACUGUUUCUGGAAGCAGCAGAACAUUUGAGAGCAGGCCACAGACUCCACCUUUGGAACUCACAGAGGCACCAUCCAAUGUAGAUAAUUCACUACCUGGUGAAACUGUAGAAGAAACAGAAGAGAGACAUGAAGGGGAUGAAAACAAUUCUCAUAUAAAAGAAAACCUGAAACAAAAAGCAGAUGGUGAUAUUGUUGCAGUAGUUGAUAUAACAAAAAGUCAAAAUGAGGUUUAUGUAGAUGAACUAGAUAUUGGUGCACAAGAGCAUGCACCUAGCAUUGUCCCUCUUCCAAAUGACAAUGAGGAUGUGGGGGCUAAUUGUACUGUGGCUGAUCAAGCUGCUUCUACAGAGCGUUUAACAAAAGAACUGGAUGAUGGGGAAAUCAAAUCAAAUGAAGAUGUCUCCAUAGUAGAGCAUUCAGACUUGGCAAUAAAGGUUGAAAUUACAGUACAGAGUGAAAACUUAGACGCACCGGAGAAGGAAACUUACACAGAAAAUAGCAGUGAAGUAGAAAGCACACAAGUAGAGUGUGCUAAUAUUUCUGACAAUUUGAAUGUACCUUCCAGUAUAGUUACUGCAGAUGCUACACCACAGGACAGUGCAAUUCAAGAAGUCAUUAAAGCACCAUCUAUGUCCAUGGAAAAUGUUGAUUCUUCUUCAGUACCUAUAGAAGAAGGCGCAGUUUCUAACAGCACAAAUAGCUCCUAUGAUAUUGGGGACCAAAAAAGCAGUACGUUGGAUGGUCAGAGCUCUGAUAAGAAAAUUGCCAAGCUUGAUGUGUCAAGUAUUGCUUCUGAUACUGAAAACUUAGAACUAAAAGCAAGUUCAAAUGGUGAAUCAGAUCAACCUCUGAAAGUGUUACACGAGGAUGCUGUUAAGCAGCCAGCAGUACAUGAGAUGAACCCAUCGAUUUCUCCUGACAGCCAGAGAAGAGAUUCUAGAUCUACAAUGUUUCGUAUUCCGGAGUUUAAAUGGUCAAUGAUGCAUCAGCGGCUAUUAACAGACCUUUUAUUUUCAAUAGAAACUGAUAUCCAAAUGUGGCGAAGCCACUCAACAAAGACAAUAAUGGACUUUGUGAACAGCAGUGAUAAUGUUAUUUUUGUACACAACACAAUCCACCUUAUAUCGCAAAUAACAGACAACAUGAUCAUGGCGUGUGGUGGGUAUAUUACCAUUACUUUCUGCUGCAACCUCUACUACUCAUGAACUGGAAAAUAUUGAACCUACCCAAGGUCUUUCUAUAGAAACAGCUAUAACAUUCCUUCAGAGAGCAAUAAGUCUUGUAGAUGUCCUUAUUUUUGCAAGUUCAUUGGGCUUUACAGAUAUUGAAGCUGAAAAAAAAUAUGUCAUCUGGGGGCAUCCUACGGCAGUGCCUUCGAUUAGUGUGUGCUAUUGCUGUUAGAAAUUGUCUGGAGUGUCAGCAGCACUUGCAAUUAAAAUCCACAGGAGAAAAUAUGAAAAACCAGAAGGCAAUUCAUGGCCUGGUGGGAACAGCAAAAUCUGCUGCAAAGAGUCCAGUUGACAUACUGACAGGAGGAAUUUCUCCGGUGCGAGACUAUGACAGACUUCUACAAGACAUGGAUAUAAACAGAUUGCGAGCUGUUGUCUUCAGAGAUGUGGAGGACAGUAAGCAGGCCCAGUUUCUAGCACUGGCUGUUGUCUACUUCAUUUCUGUGCUCAUGGUAUCAAAGUAUCGGGACAUUCUGGAGCCUCAGAAUGAGAGAAAGCAGCUUCAAGCCAGCACCCCUUCCAAGCAUGUGGAAAAUGGCAGUGCUGAUGCUGGAACUUCAGAUGCUCUACCCAGUUCCACACCAGAGAUUUCAGAGGAUUUGGAGAGUUCUAUAUCUGUACGAAGAAGAGACUCUGGUAUUGGAGAAGAACCAAUGUUGGUGUCAGGUUGUAAUUCAGAGACUGAAGUUGGCACUGAUCCCAUGAGUUCAGGCCCUGAUGCCAUUAGUGAAGUAUUGCA